Molecule: messenger RNA, 7260 nt
Organism: Peronospora farinosa
Lineage: Eukaryota; Oomycota; Peronosporomycetes; Peronosporales; Peronosporaceae
Source: the annotation of a GenBank genome assembly
AUGAAGAACGAUAGCGACGCAGCCUGGUGCGACGUCUUUGGCGAAUUGCUGGUGUUUAAGCAGGACUUUGACACUGCCAUGCACAUACUUAUGUUCCAGGAUGAAAAGGUGGCGCGACUGUCGCUUGAAGAUUCACCGCUGAAGAGAAUUAAGCGAGGAAAACGGACCAUAACCCGCAGAAAUUGCACUUCAAUAAGGCAGAGCCCCAGUAAAAAGCGCAGACGAUCAGAAAUAUCACAAAUAAAACGUGGAGAGGAUCCGCGUUUAUCUCUACGUGUCAUUACGUCUUUUUCCAGUGAAGAUGACGAUGACAAAGAGAAAAAGAGGGGGAAAAAAGUGACACAAGACAUUGAGACGAAAAACGACGUUGUGGUCGAGGAUUUCGCUACUUUGUUAGGAGAAUGUAUUGAUAGAAUAGCCAUGGUGCCGAGUUUAUUCAGUACUGGGUCUGGAAAGAUGAUGUCAGUGUCCAAGUCGCGGUUGCAGGUGUACGAGGAGAAGCUGAACAGUGAGGAGGAGUCUAUGGCCGAUAGCACGGCCAUGGUGCCGAGUCUAUUCAGUACUGGGUCUGGGAAGACGAUGUCAGUGUCCAAGUCGCGGUUGCGGGUGUACGAGGAGAAGUUGAACAGUGAGGAGGAGGCAGUGGCCGAUAGCACGACCAUGGUGCCGAGUUUAUUCAGUAGUGGGUCUGGGAAGACGAUGUCAGUGUCCAAGUCGCGGUUGCGGGUGUACGAGGAGAAGCUGAGCAGUAUGGAGGAGUCUAUGGCCGAUAGCACGGCCAUGGUGCCGAGUUUAUUCAGUACUGGGUCUGGGAAGACGAUGUCAGUGUCCAAGUCGCGGUUGCGGGUGUACGAGGAGAAGUUGAACAGUGAGGAGGAGUCUAUGGCCGAUAGCACGGCCAUGGUGCCGAGUUUAUUCAGUAGUGGGUCUGGGAAGACGAUGUCAGUGUCCAAGUCGCGGUUGCGGGUGUACGAGGAGAAGCUGAACAGUGAGGAGGAGUCUAUGGCCGAUAGCACGGCCAUGGUGCCGAGUUUAUUCAGUACUGGGUCUGGGAAGACGAUGUCAGUGUCCAAGUCGCGGUUGCGGGUGUACGAGGAGAAGCUGAACAGUGAGGAGGAGUCUAUGGCCGAUAGCACGGCCAUGGUGCCGAGUUUAUUCAGUACUGGGUCUGGGAAGACGAUGUCAGUGUCCAAGUCGCGGUUGCGGGUGUACGAGGAGAAGCUGAACAGUGAGGAGGAGUCUAUGGCCGAUAGCACGGCCAUGGUGCCGAGUUUAUUCAGUACUGGGUCUGGGAAGACGAUGUCAGUGUCCAAGUCGCGGUUGCGGGUGUACGAGGAGAAGCUGAACAGUGAGGAGGAGUCUAUGGCCGAUAGCACGGCCAUGGUGCCGAGUCUAUUCAGUACUGGGUCUGGGAAGACGAUGUCAGUGUCCAAGUCGCGGUUGCGGGUGUACGAGGAGAAGCUGAACAGUGAGGAGGAGUCUAUGGCCGAUAGCACGGCCAUGGUGCCGAGUCUAUUCAGUACUGGGUCUGGGAAGACGAUGUCAGUGUCCAAGUCGCGGUUGCGGGUGUACGAGGAGAAGUUGAACAGUGAGGAGGAGUCUAUGGCCGAUAGCACGGCCAUGGUGCCGAGUCUAUUCAGUACUGGGUCUGGGAAGACGAUGUCAGUGUCCAAGUCGCGGUUGCGGGUGUACGAGGAGAAGCUGAACAGUGAGGAGGAGUCUAUGGCCGAUGGCACGGCCAUGGUGCCGAGUCUAUUCAGUACUGGGUCUGGGAAGACGAUGUCAGUGUCCAAGUCGCGGUUGCAGGUGUACGAGGAGAAGGUGAGCAGUAUGGAGGAGGCAGUGGCCGAUAGCACGACCAUGGUGCCGAGUUUAUUCAGUAGUGGGUCUGGAAAGACGAUGUCAGUGUCCAAGUCGCGGUUGCAGGUGUACGAGGAGAAGUUGAACAAUAUGGAGGAGGCAAUGGCCGAUAGCACGACCAUGGUGCCGAGUCUAUUCAGUACUGGGUCUGGGAAGACGAUGUCAGUGUCCAAGUCGCGGUUGCAGGUGUACGAGGAGAAGCUGAGCAGUAUGGAGGAGGCAGUGGCCGAUAGCACGACCAUGGUGCCGAGUUUAUUCAGUACUGGGUCUGGGAAGACGAUGUCAGUGUCCAAGUCGCGGUUGCAGGUGUACGAGGAGAAGUUGAACAAUAUGGAGGAGGCAAUGGCCGAUAGCACGGCCAUGGUGCCGAGUCUAUUCAGUACUGGGUCUGGGAAGACGAUGUCAGUGUCCAAGUCGCGGUUGCGGGUGUACGAGAAGAAGUUGAACAGUAUGGAGGAGUCAAUGGCCGAUAGCACGGCCAUGGUGCCGAGUCUAUUCAGUACUGGGUCUGGGAAGACGAUGUCAGUGUCCAAGUCGCGGUUGCAGGUGUACGAGAAGAAGUUGAACAGUAUGGAGGAGUCAAUGGCCGAUAGCACGGCCAUGGUGCCGAGUUUAUUCAGUACUGGGUCUGGGAAGACGAUGUCAGUGUCCAAGUCGCGGUUGCAGGUGUACGAGGAGAAGGUGAACAGUGAGGAGGAGUCUAUGGCCGAUAGCACGGCCAUGGUGCCGAGUCUAUUCAGUACUGGGUCUGGGAAGACGAUGUCAGUGUCCAAGUCGCGGUUGCAGGUGUACGAGGAGAAGGUGAGCAGUAUGGAGGAGGCAGUGGCCGAUAGCACGACCAUGGUGCCGAGUUUAUUCAGUACUGGGUCUGGGAAGACGAUGUCAGUGUCCAAGUCGCGGUUGCGGGUGUACGAGAAGAAGUUGAGCAGUAUGGAGGAGUCAAUGGCCGAUAGCACGGCCAUGGUGCCGAGUUUAUUCAGUAGUGGGUCUGGGAAGACGAUGUCAGUGUCCAAGUCGCGGUUGCAGGUGUACGAGGAGAAGGUGAGCAGUAUGGAGGAGGCAGUGGCCGAUAGCACGACCAUGGUGCCGAGUUUAUUCAGUAGUGGGUCUGGAAAGACGAUGCCAGUGUCCAAGUCGCGGUUGCAGGUGUACGAGGAGAAGCUGAACAGUGAGGAGGAGGCAAUGGCCGAUAGCACGACCAUGGUGCCGAGUUUAUUCAGUAGUGGGUCUGGGAAGACGAUGUCAGUGUCCAAGUCGCGGUUGCAGGUGUACGAGAAGAAGUUGAACAGUAUGGAGGAGGCAAUGGCCGAUAGCACGGCCAUGGUGCCGAGUCUAUUCAGUACUGGGUCUGGGAAGACGAUGUCAGUGUCCAAGUCGCGGUUGCGGGUGUACGAGGAGAAGUUGAACAGUGAGGAGGAGUCUAUGGCCGAUAGCACGGCCAUGGUGCCGAGUUUAUUCAGUACUGGGUCUGGGAAGACGAUGUCAGUGUCCAAGUCGCGGUUGCAGGUGUACGAGGAGAAGGUGAGCAGUAUGGAGGAGGCAGUGGCCGAUAGCACGGCCAUGGUGCCGAGUCUAUUCAGUAGUGGGUCUGGGAAGACGAUGUCAGUGUCCAAGUCGCGGUUGCGGGUGUACGAGGAGAAGUUGAACAGUGAGGAGGAGGCAAUGGCCGAUAGCACGGCCAUGGUGCCGAGUCUAUUCAGUACUGGGUCUGGGAAGACGAUGUCAGUGUCCAAGUCGCGGUUGCAGGCGUACGAGGAGAAUGUGAGCAGUAUGGAGGAGGCAAUGGCCGAUAGCACGGCCAUGGUGCCGAGUUUAUUCAGUAGUGGGUCUGGGAAGACGAUGCCAGUGUCCAAGUCGCGGUUGCAGGUGUACGAGGAGAAGUUGAACAAUAUGGAGGAGUCAAUGGCCGAUAGCACGGCCAUGGUGCCGAGUUUAUUCAGUACUGGGUCUGGAAAAACGAUGUCAGUGUCCAAGUCGCGGUUGCGGGUGUACGAGGAGAAGUUGAACAGUAUGGAGGAGGUAAUGUUGCUCUCGAGUAUGGACCCAGUUAAUUUGAGUGCGCGAAACGCCCGCUACAACGCUAGCGGUUUGGGUGGUACGAAAAAUGGUGCUGAGGGGACCCGACUGGGAAAUGUGGGUAUAAUUGGUUUGACGAUGAGGAAUCAGUCGAAGAUGCUUGGCGGUUCACGUGAAAGACUGAUGCCUUUUUGUGCUGUGGCGGAUGAUCCUGCACUUGUUGGUUGCAGUCGAGGUUCAGCCUUACCACCUGAUCGAUCACGUGAGAGUGUGUACCAUCAAGUUGAAUCGCACAGUCGUGGUCUGGGACUUGACUGUAGUGACAAAGAAAAUGUUCAUCCUGAGAGUUUACGAGAUAGAGAAACCGCUGCAGUAGAAACUUCUAAGAUGUGGCGGCCAAGAUUCAGCUUGAAAAAGCCGAUCUUACGGUCAGUCAGUAAGUAUCGUGAACACCAAUCUAUUCAACAUCAAGGAAUGGCGAAAAGAGUUUUGAAGCCGUCGAUCGAACCUCGAGCGAAAUUGAUAGGCAAAAGACAAUUUCACCCACCGCUUCCUAGCAAACGUUUGUGCGCUAACGACUUCGAAGGCCUUCGAGAGCUAGGCCCCCACCCUACAGGUCUGAGAAGCAAUACAAAAAAAGCUAUCGCGGUUGAAGCCCAGCCUUUCGUUUACCAGGAAACCAUGAAGAUUUCAUUGGCUUCCUUGAUGAGGCUAUAUGAAGAUCGUAGCCGUGUUGAAAAGGGCUUUGAGCUCGAUCGGCGUGAAGUGUUAAACUGCAUUACUGCAGAAAAUGCCGUUAAUGUUUGCUUCUCGCGUGAUGGAAAUUUAAUGUGCUCCUCUGAAGCAUCCUACGACAAGGCGCUUUUCACGGGGCCACGUGAGCUAUACCGUCAACUUAAAGUGAGAAAGCACAUUGUGAAGACAAUGGGGGCGACGUUCGCUUGGUUUUUGAAUCACUAUCGAUGGAUCGUUUGGAAGUUGGCUGCUAUGGAACGCUCCUUCCCUCACCUCUUGCUAAAAAAGUAUCUUACGAAGGAUCAAGUUUUGAAACAGAUUACUUACCGGCAUCAGCGAGACCUGAACGAUGCACAACGCUCAAUUUUGAAGAAAGUUCUCAAUCGAGAUGCAAGUUCGCUAAAUUGUAUGGUUCUAUGCGUUGCUGCAGUGCUGCCGUUUCCUGCAAAAACGAACAGCUCCUUCGACGAGGAACUUCCAGCGUGUUGGAAUUUGGCUCUCGUCCUUACAGAUGGGUGGUAUUCUGUGUACGCUGUCCCUGAUGCACCUUUAGCAGCAGUAUUAUGGAAGCUUAAUGCAAAGUCGAGCAUUGUUGGGACAAAACUCGCAACGUGGAAUGCAUCGUUACAGAAUUCGGUGGAGGGAGUUGAUCCGCUGGAGUGUGCUAUCGUUUGUGAAUCGCAGUGGAAAAACCCCUUGCUAGCUAAGGAAGAUCUGGCGAAAUGGCCAUACUUACACUUACGUUACAACAGUACGCGUCGAGUGAGAUUUGAGACGCGGCUGGGAGUAGAGGAAUUGCGCUACGUGAUACCUCCAAUAUUACGGCAGCGAAAAAAACAUCAGCCACAACUCACGUUUGCAUUGUUGAAGAGCAUACCAUUAAAAAGUCUGGAGGUUGGAGGCGGGAUGGUUCGCUCGGUGCGAAUUCGAGUGACCCGCGUUUCUCCUCUUCUUCAUAUACAGGCGAAGGAAUGGACGUUAGGGCCACGAAUUCUCUGUGGUGAGCACCUACCGCUGUAUUUCGAGCUUCGGUCCGAGUAUGGUAGAACCGCUAUGCAGGAAAAGCAUCAACAAGAUGGUUUGGACAGCCCAGUGAACGAUUGGUCGGGUGAUGUUCUGAUUGAUGUGCCUCCACCAACUCCUUAUAUCAAAGUGGACGUGGAAUGCACACACAACUCUGCCAACGACUAUCUUGGUUUGGGCUGUGGUAUUUUGACAAUCUGGCGGCCCUCGGAGGAGUUGCUAUCUGGUGGAAUCAAAGAAGGUUGUGAAUACUUCGUCAGCAGCUUGACCGUUAACUGGAAGCUCGACGGCGGGCGCGGCCAUGAUGCAUUCUUACAACUCAGCUCAACAAAACACAGCAGCUUUGAGAAAGUUCAUGAUAAAAAAAUUUCGUCAGAUGACGAAAGCAAGAAUGCUGCACAGCUAAAUCAAGGUCAACGAGUGUGUCUUGAUGUCCAGCAAGCAACAUUGAACUACCUAUCAAAUUUUGAAGAGGGGUUAAACGGCCGGAGAAAUGAAAGGAGGCCGACAAUUGAUGUCUGUGUUUGUGUCGUGCUGGUGGCAGCUCGAGAAAUGCAAGAUGUUUCGACCCCGUCAGAUAAGAGGCAGGCAGAAGUAUCACUGCUUGACCCCGCUAUCAAGCCUAAGGAAUUGCGGUAUGUCGAACACGUCUUCGUCACAGACCAAAGUUGUCAUUUGAUGAGUAUUCGCGUUUCCGGUAUGAAUGUCAGCAUGCCGAAGAAGACGAGCAACGGUCCAUUGAAUCGCGCUUCGUCUUCUUCGUUCGACUUUUGCCGAGGGAGCAGAAGUAUCUGGAAAGAGGGUACGGUAUUGUGCUUGAGUGGUUUGGAAGUGUCGCACUACGACGAGCAACUUCGUAUUUUAGACUGCGUCUUGGUCGAAAGUACGCAGAUUGUGUCUUUUCCUUCGAAGAAUUCCCCAUUCUGGAACCACUUCAACCUGCUUCAGCGCGAAGCUGGCAUUUUUGCGACGCGUGGUUUUUCCGCGCAUGCUUUGCCUUCUGUUAGUGACUUCACGACAGCUUUCAUGCAACUCAAAAAGUACGUGGAGCGAGAUAUCUUGCGUAUGGACUAUGUUCCAUCCCAGGAGUGCAACGAGUCCCAUGCUGAGAAGGUAGACCAAAAACAACUAACUCAAGACAUACAGGUUCAGAAAGAAGGAGGUGGAGAUGCUACAGAUACGAAAAGAGACGACAAGGCGUCAAGCACACUGUGUCGACAAUUGACGUGGGAAGCGAGUGUUAUUAAGAUCAUGCCGUUGAUUGGAGCUAGUAAAUUGGCAUUUCCUAGCGACGUGAUAGCAUUCGCAUGUGUGAACAUAAGGACAGAUGAUGACGCUUUUCGAAUGUUGUAUCUUACUCGAGAAGCGAUGGUAUCGAUGCAGACGUUACUCAAACCCGCAGAGCAUUGUCGUGGAGCAAACGGAAUUGACUCUGACUUAGUGCAAACUGUCACUGAGUUGCUGAGCAAGGUCAAGUUGGGCAAUACUGCCAUCAUCUUCCGUUUUGAGGUGCGUCAAACAACAAACGAGCGUCUGAUCAAUAGCUGGAAGCCGUGGGAGCGUCUUCAUGCUUCAUAUUGGAUAGCGGAGAAAGUCACAGCUACACCAAGCCGAACGUUGCGCUAA